Molecule: messenger RNA, 1574 nt
Organism: Lepidothrix coronata (blue-crowned manakin)
Lineage: Eukaryota; Metazoa; Chordata; Aves; Passeriformes; Pipridae
Gene: HAT1
Product: histone acetyltransferase 1
Exons: 10
Biological process (GO): subtelomeric heterochromatin formation
Cellular component (GO): nucleus
Molecular function (GO): histone H4 acetyltransferase activity; histone binding
Source: RefSeq, a predicted model, not a curated record
GGAAGCGGAAGCGCGUUUGCGCGCGCUUAUUUCCGGCGGGCGGGCGCGCGGGUUGGUUCGCGCUGCGCGGGCCGCUCGGACAUGGCGGGACUUACUGCUAUGGAGAAGAAGCUGGCUGAAUACAAGUGUAAUACAAAUGAAGCAAUUCAGCUGAAGCUAGUUCGCUUUCCUGAGGAUUUGGAGGAUGACAACACAACAUUUAAUCCAGAGUACAGCCAUCAAGUGUUUGGAGAUGAUGAAAUUGCUUUUGGCUACAAGGGGCUGAAGAUCCUUUUGUAUUACAUCGCUGGUAACCUGUCAACGUUCUUCCGCAUUGAAUACACAUCGAAAGUAAAUGAGAAGUUUGACUGUGUGGAGGCAGAUGAUGUUGAAAGUAAAAUUAGAGAAAUCAUUCCACCUGGUUUUUGCACAAACACAGAUGACUUUGUGUCUCUGCUGGAGAAGGAGGUCAACUUCAAGCCCUUUGGAAUGCUGCUACACACAUAUUCUAUCCAUAAUGAGGAAGCCGGUGAAGAUAUAACAUACCAGAUAUACAAGGCUGACAUGACAUGUCCAGGCUUUCGAGAAUAUCAUGAAAGGCUUCAGACGUUCUUGAUGUGGUUUAUUGAAACUGCUAGCUUUAUUGAUGUAGAUGAUGAAAGAUGGAACUACUUUCUAGUAUUUGAGAAGUAUAAUAAGGAUGGAGCUACGCUCUUUGCGACCGUAGGCUACAUGACAGUCUAUAAUUACUAUGUGUACCCAGACAAAACCCGGCCACGUGUAAGUCAGAUGCUGAUCUUGCCACCAUUCCAAGGAGAAGGCCACGGUGCUCAGCUGCUUGAAACAGUUCAUAGAUACUAUAUGUCUUCUCCUACAGUACUUGAUAUAACAGCUGAAGAUCCAUCAGAGAACUAUGUGAAGCUAAGAGACUUUGUUCUUGUAAAGCUCUGUCAAGAUUUGCUGUGCUUUUCCCCAGUAAAGUUAAUGCAGGGUUUCAGUCAAGAAAUGGUGACGGAAGCUCAACAAAAAUUGAAAAUAAAUAAGGCUUUAACAGAAGAGAUGUACAGACACUGUAAAUGCUUUUCUUGGGAUUAGGGACAUCUUAAAGAACUAGAUACUGAAAUUGAAUAAAUUUUAAUGAAAUACCAUAUUCUUGAUAAUUAUUGUUGUGUUCAAACUGCUAUUUGUUUGAUUGCUUAGAAAAAACAGAGAGAACUUGCCAAGAUGAGAAGGUGUCUAAGACCAGAGGAGAUGACUAAUCAGUUGAACCAAAUAGACCUAAACAUGCAACGUGAGCAGUUAGAAGAGAGCUUCCAACAGCUUGUUUCAGAUUACCGAAGAGUCCUAGAACGACUUGCACAAGCGUGAGGAUCCUGCCUGUACAGGAACUUGCAGAUUUCUGUACAGUGUUGUAAAGCACAUCCUUAAUUGCCACUUAACUGCAAAAAAUCUCAUGUGACGUUUUAAUCACAUUAAAGGUGACUUGUGUUUCUGUGCAUUUUGAAUAUUUUCUAUUUUUGUGUUGUAGAUUUUAAAAUGUUGUACUUUAGGUUUGGGGGCACUUCUUGCUGAAAUAAACAAAGUAGAUUCUCAGA